Messenger RNA from Bipolaris victoriae FI3, 1356 nucleotides. RefSeq lists its product as hypothetical. The transcript has a single exon. Lineage: Eukaryota; Fungi; Ascomycota; Dothideomycetes; Pleosporales; Pleosporaceae. Bases 1 to 1356 code for a protein of 451 amino acids. The record is from RefSeq and is a predicted model, not a curated record.
AUGUCUUCCUCAUCGCCGCCCCCUCCAGAGCGUAAUCUUCAGAGGUCUAAGCGAAAAGCCUCAAAGUUGCCGUCACCAAUACUUCAAGAAGAUACCAUCAAGCGGGUUAAGACAAGAGAUCAAUCACUUAUCGGAGAUGAGUAUAACGGCAAAAGAACUAUCUCACUAUCGCUCCUAACUCCACCACCUUCCUCGUCGAACUCAAGGAGCUCUAGCGCCUUGUCAUCCACAUCGACCAUCUCGAUUCCAGUAGAGAUGGAUUCUCCGCAUACCUAUGAGUGCAUGGGUCUAACCGCCGAAGCGGCACGAUCGAUAUACAAUGACGGAAAAGAGAUUCGAGAUGGUUUGUUGAACGACUAUGGCGAGGAUUUCAAUUCGGACUUUCUUGAGUGUAGUCUUGAGGCAUACUUGGUCAAGAGAGUUAAUGAAGUCUGUGAUGAUGUACUCGCAGCUGGAGAUGGUGACAACUGGAACGAAGCAAUGACAGCGGCUGGUAUCAAGAAAGAGCUUCAAGAUGCUAUCAUGGAUGAGGAGUUCGAGGCUAUCCGUGGCACAAUGCCUCUCCAGAGUUGGCUCAAGGAGAUCUUCAACAACUAUUUCCUCACAUUCGAACACAUGAACGAGAGCGUCCUAGAUCUGGAAGAGAAUUCGUCAGGGCCAAGUCUGAGGGGAGGAGCCGGCGAAGAAGACAUAUCACCCCCACCUCCUGGACAUCGAGCCUUAUUCAAGAGCGUCGAAUUUCACAGAGCGCAAGGCAUCUUUCUUAAGGACAGAAUCAAUCUUGACAGAUUGACUUCGGUAGCAACCCCCAUGGACUUCACUCACCGUAAUGGUCUAUACUUCACAGAUGCCCUCUGGGUCGCCGAGGUCUAUGCAACAUUUUCAAAGCGCACUUGUCCACCUGCCGACAUUCGAACUGUCGAGAUACACGUUCCAGAAGAUCAUUUCAGGAAGCAGAAAGUAUGGGAGCUUGAGUUUGACGACACCUUCAAGGAAAUCGUUUGGCACUCCAGGCGCGGAGAACUGCUUCCAAAGAAUUUACAGAAGAUUCGAUCCGGCUUCCGAAUCAUUCACGGACCCUGCACCACGCAACACUCCAAGAACUAUGCGAAGAUGAAGCAUUGGAAUGAGAUCACGGACAAGCAUUUGCUAACUAGGACCACAACUGAUGAGUAUGGAGCAUCUAAGAAAGAAGUGGCAAUGCAAUACCUGUGGCGCAAUGAUGCAGGAGUGACCGAACUCAACAUCGAUUGCAAGGGAAAGGUGCGUGUGUGGAAGCCACUCAAGGGUUGGUCGCUUGUUGAGGAUCCUGAGAAGGACAUUUCGGUCAAGGGGAGGAAUGUUUUGAAGGGUUGA